AUGGGUGCCUGCUGCUGCUGUUUCCCCUCCAAACCCCCAAGGGAGAACCCAAUGCACCCAACCGCAGAGCCGCUCAUCCAGCGGAAGCCCAAUCACACCCCUCCCUACCAUCAAAGGCCCCCGGUGAUCACCCAUGCUCACAAGGGUAUGAACGCUGUCGUGCGCCUGAAGACCGGCUUCGAGCGUUUCAGAACGAAUGUGUACAACAAGAAUCCGAAGCUUUUUGAAUCGCUUAGGAAGGACCAGUCCCCCAAGUACAUGGUGUUUGCAUGUGCUGACUCGCGUGUGUCUCCAACAAUAACCCUCGGACUGAAUCCAGGAGAGGCCUUUACUGUUCGAAAUAUUGCCGGAAUGGUUCCUGCCUAUCAAAAGACAAGGCACUGCAGCGUCGGGUCAGCCAUCGAGUUUGCCUUAGUUGUCCUCAAGGUUGCUUCUUCCUUCUCGUUUUCAAUACCCUUGACACACGAAAGUGUGCUUUUAUUCAGGAAUACAACUGUCUCAUACAACUUUGCAGUUGAGUGCAUUGUUGUGAUUGGUCACAGCCGCUGUGGUGGCAUUAGGGAACUACUCUCGCUGAACGACGAAGGGCCUAACGCCUACCACUUCAUUGAGGACUGGGUGAAGAUCGGUAUGGAGGCCAAGAAGAAGGUCCAGAGAGAAAACAGGUUGUUGCCUUUUGACGACCAAUGCACCGUGCUGGAAAAGGAGGCCGUCAACAUUUCCCUUAGAAAUUUGAAGUCGUACCCGUUCGUCAAGGACAGACUGAACAAGGGCACACUGAAUUUGAUUGGUGCCCGCUAUGACUUUGUCCGCGGAAGCUUCGAAACGUGGAAUGCCUGA
Messenger RNA from Triticum turgidum subsp. durum (durum wheat), 840 nucleotides. Lineage: Eukaryota; Viridiplantae; Streptophyta; Magnoliopsida; Poales; Poaceae. The record is from the annotation of a GenBank genome assembly.